This is a messenger RNA of Chlorella variabilis, 3060 nucleotides long. RefSeq lists its product as hypothetical. Gene Ontology annotation, molecular function: structural molecule activity. The record is from RefSeq and is a predicted model, not a curated record. Lineage: Eukaryota; Viridiplantae; Chlorophyta; Trebouxiophyceae; Chlorellales; Chlorellaceae. The transcript is spliced from 16 exons. Gene Ontology annotation, cellular component: COPI vesicle coat; cytoplasm. The coding region runs from base 87 to 2918 and encodes 943 amino acids. Gene Ontology annotation, biological process: intra-Golgi vesicle-mediated transport; intracellular protein transport; endoplasmic reticulum to Golgi vesicle-mediated transport.
GCGGGGUGGGCAAGGUGCUGCCGCUGCCUAUCGCCUAGCGGGCAGUUGUUUGGGCGGGUCGCCCGUGGCCUGGACAGCCGGCAGCCAUGGUUAGCAGCAAGCACGAGAAGAGUUCCACCUUCCUUGUGUCGGGGGACAAAGCCCAGGUCUCCCAGAAUGAGAUUCGGGAGGCGCUGGAGUCUAGCGAUGAGGAUGCCAAGGUGGACGCAAUGCAGAAGGCAAUUGCCGCCAUCUUGGCGGGCGAGCAGUUCCCCGCCCUCUUCAUCACCAUUGUGCGCUACGUGCUGCCCAGCGAGAACCACCUGGUGCAAAAGCUGCUGCUCCUGUACCUGGAGACGAUUGAGAAGACGGAUGCGCAGGGCAAGCUGCUGCCGGAGAUGAUUCUGAUCUGUCAGAACCUGCGCAACAACCUGCAGCACCCCAACGAGUACAUCCGGGGCGUCACGCUGCGCUUCCUGUGCCGCAUCCACGAGGAGGAGCUGCUGGAGCCGCUGGUCCCCUCGGUGAUUGCCAACCUGGACCAUCGCCACUCGUAUGUGCGCAAGAAUGCGGUGCUGGCGCUGACGGCCAUCUACAAGCUGCCCAAGGGCGAGCUGCUGGUGCCCGAUGCGCCGGAGCUGGUGGAGCGCAUGCUGCAGAACGAGCAGGACCUGAGCACGCGGCGCAACGCCUUCCACAUGCUGGCAGAGCAUGCCACCGACAAGGCUGUGACCUACAUGUUCCAGCAGAUAGACCGCGUGGCCGACUGGGGCGACAUCCUGCAGAUUGCGGUGCUCGACCUGAUCCGCAAGGUGUGCCGCACCAACCCGGAGCAGAAGGGCAAGUACAUCAAGAUCAUCCUGGCCCUGCUGCAGUCGCGGUCCACCGCCGUGAUGUACGAGUGCGCCGUCACGCUGGUGUCGCUGUCGUCGGCGCCCACCGCCGUGCGCGCUGCCGCCAACUGCUUCUGCCAGCUGCUGGUCAGCCACAGCGACAACAACGUCAAGCUCAUCGUGCUGGACAGGCUGCAGGAGCUGAAGGACCGGCACCACGACGUGAUGCGCGAGCUGCUGAUGGACGUGCUGCGCGCGCUGUCCGCCCCCAACCUGGACAUCCGCAAGAAGACGCUGGACAUCGCGCUGGACCUGAUCGACGCGCGCAACAUCGACGAGGUGGUGGGCGUGCUGAAGAAGGAGGCCAUGAAGACGCAGAACCGGGAGCUGGAGAAGGGGGCCGAGUACCGGCAGCUGCUGGUGCAGGCCAUCCACACGUGCGCGGUGCGCUUCCCAGACGUGGCCGCCUCGGUGCUGCACCUGCUCUGCGACUUUUUGUCCGACACCAACACCGCAUCCGCGCUGGACGUCAUCUUCUUCAUACGCGAAAUCAUCGAGACCAACCCGCGCCUGCACGACACCAUCAUCGAGCGCCUGAUGGACACCUUCCCCGCCGUGCGCGCCUCCCGCGUCUGCUCCUGCGCCCUGUGGAUCAUCUCCGAGUACUGCACCCGCAGCGCGGAGGAGAUUGCCACGGCGGUGGACAUGAUCAAGGGCUGCCUGGGGCCGCUGCCGCUGUUCAAGGAGCGGGGCGGGGAGGAGGAGGAGGAGGCAGAGGCGGCCAGCCUGCCCAUACCCAUCCAGAUGGCGGCGGCGCGCCCCGCCGUGCUGGCAGACGGCAGCUACGCCACGCAGACGGCGCUGCCCGGGGAGGGCGCCCAGGUGGCGGGGGCGCUGCUGCUGGGCGGCGACUUCUUCCUGGGCGCCGUCAUUGCCGCCACGCUCACCAAGCUGGUGCUGCGCCUGCGCGACCUGCGCGACCUGCCUCCCGCCUCACUCCACCGCGCCACCGCCGACGCCAUGGCCUGUAUUGCCGCCAUCCUGCGGCUGGGGGAGUCUGGGGCUGCCGCCGCCGCGGGCAUGCACCCUCUGGACGCAGACUCGCGGGACCGCAUCGCCGCCUGCCUGCGCGCGCUGGCGGGGGCGGACGCGGGCCUGGCGCGCGUCUGGCUGCACGACUGCCGCGCCUCCUUUGCCACCCUCAUCGCCGACAAGCAGCAGCGCGAGGCGGCAGAGGCCAAGCAGGAGAAGGCCAAGAGCUUGUGCCAGCCCGACGAGCUCAUCGACUUCCACCACCUCAAGAUGCGCAAGGGCCUGAGCAAGGUGGAGCUGGAGGACAGCGUGGCGUCCGACCUGGCGCGCGCCACCGGCCUGGCCGACGCCGCCUCCGCCGCCACCAACCGCCUCAACAAGAUUGUGCAGCUGACGGGGUUCAGCGACCCCAUCUACGCAGAGGCUUACGUCACGGUGCACCAGUACGACAUUGUGCUGGAUGUGAAUGUGAUCAACCGCACCGGCGACACGAUGCAGAAUGUGAGCCUGGAGCUGGCCACCAUGGGAGACCUGAAGCUGGUGGAGCGCCCGCAGGCACACACGCUGGCGCCCGGCGCGGCCAAGUCCAUCCGCGCCAACAUCAAGGUCUCCUCCACCGAGACGGGCGCCAUCUUUGGCAACCUGGUGUACGAGUCCACGGGGUAUGCAGACCGCAGCGUGGUGGUUCUCAACGACAUCCACAUCGACAUCAUGGACUACAUCGUGCCCGCCACCUGCCCAGACGUGCAGUUCCGCUCCAUGUGGGCGGAGUUUGAGUGGGAGAACAAGGUGGCCAUCAACACAUCCAUCGACCAGCCCACAGACUUCCUGCAGCACAUCAUCGCAUCCACAAACAUGCGCUGCCUGACGCCGCCCUCGGCGCUGGAUGGCGACUGCGGCUUCCUGGCGGCCAACCUGUAUGCGCGCAGCGUGUUUGGGGAGGACGCGCUGGUCAACGUGAGCGUGGAGAAGCUGCCGGAUGGGCGGCUGGGCGGCUACAUCCGCAUCAGGUCCAAGACGCAGGGCAUUGCCCUCAGCCUAGGCGACAAGCUGAUCCUGAAGCAGAAGGGCUGAUCCUGGGGCGGUGCGCGCUGCGUCGUCCUUUUGCUGGUAUGGCAGGUCAGCUGUUCCCCCUUGUCGACCUGAACUGGCGCCAUGUGCGCGCUGUAAGAGUGCCAACUCUCUGCGCCAGGAUGGUUCCUUAAAAUCAAAUAAC